Histoplasma mississippiense is the source of this 729-nucleotide messenger RNA. RefSeq lists its product with no specific name. NCBI's taxonomy places the organism in Eukaryota, Fungi, Ascomycota, Eurotiomycetes, Onygenales, Ajellomycetaceae. The coding region runs from base 1 to 729 and encodes 242 amino acids. The transcript has 6 exons. The record is from RefSeq and is a predicted model, not a curated record.
AUGUUCCAUCUGCGGCACAGCGAACAGCUGGCACCCCAGGGGGCUAUGAAGCAACCAGGAAAAAUCAUGGAGAAAGAAAAGGCAGUCGCUAGGUACCUGGGCAAUCAAAGCUCCCGCCAAAAUGCAGCGAGAGUGGACAAGUGUGGAUUAGCCUGCACCAAAAUUGCUCUGAACGGCGCCCCUUAUUUGGUUGCUGCCCCCUGUGGGUUCAACCCGGACGAGUAUGGCAUGCCCGAGGAAAAACACCUCCCCAGCAUCGUGUUCGAACCGGAAGGCUUCCUUUCUCUCCACCCGACUGUGGCGGCGUUGAUUACCCGGCGGGACACAUCCAAUUCUGGUCAUCUGAAUGUUUCGGCGCCGGAAGAUCGACUGUUUUGUCCUCCCAGGACUGCCCCUUCAUGCCACGAUAGGCCCACGAGGAAUGCCGCGACUGGGCAAAUUUCAAAGGUUGGCCAUGAUUCAGGCACUGCGGGGCAAUCGUUGGAAUCAUCGUGGCCCACUGCGUGGCGACUAUCACCGGGUGUCUUUCUCAUUUUUGCCGUCAAACCCUGGAAAAAUUUCAUCUUGAUUGCAAUCGGCAAAUUACAAGCCACCACAACUUGCCAGGGACCGCAAAUGCGAGAGGUUGGUGCCGUACAAGUCUGCCUCGGGGAUAGGAAGUUGAUCUGUGAAUGGCCUAUGAAGCGCUUCCACAUCAACCGCAGUCCAAAGAUAUGCGCACACCGAUGA